GGCGGCGCCAUUUUGUACUCAGAGCCUCUGCAGCCGGGGGCAGCGAGUGUAGGAGGUUCCGGAGCGGGGUUGGGAAGUCACGGAAGCGAGAAUGGCAGAACCUGUGACCGGGUCGGGCGACCCGGCUUUUAGUCCGGUCGCUUCGGAUAGUGGGAUGCGGCGGCUCAGCGACCUGCGGGUGAUCGACCUGAGGGCGGAGCUGAAGAAGCGGAACCUGGAUACAGGAGGCAACAAGAGUGUGUUGAUGGAGCGGCUGAAGAAGGCAUUUAAAGAGGAAGGACAAGAACCUGAGGAAGUCGGUAUCAGUUGGGGAGCUGUAAGCAAGAGGGCUAUAAAGAGAAACACCAAAGGGGCCAAGAUGGAGGAGGAGGGCGGUGAGGACACCGGCCUGGAGGAAGAUUCCAGAGAUGGGCAGGAUGAGACUGUGAUUCUUCAGAGUUCACAAGACAGGGACACUGUGGAUACAGGUGUGCCAGAUGGGAUGGAGGCUCAGGACCUCAGUGUGCCCUGCCUGGGGAAGGCCGACACCGACAAACAGUCUCUUGAUGCCUUUGAUGACAGUAAAGAGUACGUGGCCGCGCAGCUGGGACAGCUUCCAGCUCAGCUCCUGAAGCAUGCUGUGAAUGAGGAUGUCUUCAAGAACACUCUGGAAGCUUCCAUGUCAGACCUUAAAGUAACUAUGGCUGGUGAAGAAGCCCCGUUGGAACCAGAAAAUGAGAAAAUACUCGACAUUUUGGGGGAAACUUGUAAAUCUGAGCCAGUAAAAGAAGAAGGUUCGGAGCUGGAGCAGCCCUUUGCCCAGGCCACGAGUAGCGUGGGGCCAGACAGGAAGCUGGCGGAGGAAGAGGACCUAUUUGAGAGCUGCGGCCACCCGGAAGAGGAAGAAGAAGAGGAGGAAGAAGAGGAGCAGGAAGAGGAGCAGGAGGAGGAGGGAGAUUUAGCUUUGGCCAGCAGCAGCAAGUCUGAGUCUUCAAGCACUCGAUGUCAGUGGAGCGAGGCAGACGCCCUGUUAGCAGUAGUGAAAAGGGAGCCGGCAGAGGCGCCUGGUGGAGGCGGAGGUACUCAGCACUGGCGGAAGCGAAAGCGAAGGCGGAAGCAUCAGGCAGAGGCAGAAGCUCUGGGCACGGGUGGAGGUACCUGGAUGAACCGCGAGCCUGUAGGGCUAGAGGAGCCAGUUGAACAGAGUAGCACGGCUGCCCAGCUCCCGGAGGCCACCAGCCAGGAGCUGGUGCGAGCGCCCACGGCAGCCCCGAGCCCUGAGCCCCGAGAUAGCAAAGACGACGUGAAGAAGUUUGCUUUUGACGCUUGUAAUGACGUCCCUGCGGCUCCUAAAGAGUCCUCAGCCAGUGAGGGUGCUGAUCAGAAAAUGAGCUUUGUUAAGGAAGAACAGGAUAUAAAGCCAGUCAUUAAAGACGAGAAAGGCCGUGCCAGCUGUAGCUCAGGAAGGAACCUGUGGGUCAGUGGACUGUCCUCCAGCACACGUGCUGCUGAUCUCAAGAGCCUCUUCAGCAAGCAUGGGAAGGUCAUUGGAGCCAAGGUGGUUACCAAUGCCCGCAGUCCUGGAGCUCGAUGCUAUGGAUUUGUGACCAUGUCCAUGUCAGAUGAGGCCACCAAAUGCAUCAACCACCUGCACAGAACAGAACUGCAUGGAAGGAUGAUCUCUGUGGAGAAGGCCAAAAAUGAGCCCUCUGAGAAGAAGUCAGCAGACAGGAGAGCUUGUGACCAAAAGGAGAAGGUGCCAGGGCCAGACAGGCCUCACCCUGUGAAGAUCAAGAUGGAGAAAACUGUGAUCAAAAAGGAAGAGAAACUGGAAAGAAAGGAAGAGAAAGGGCCAGAGGACAUUAAGAAGGAGAAGGAUCAAGAUGAGCUUCCACCAGGAACCGCCAGUCAUUCUCGAGUAACCAAAUCAGGAAGCAGAUGCACGGAGCGUACAGUCGUGAUGGACAAGUCCAAGGGCGAGCCCGUCAUCAGUGUGAAGGCCACAAGCAGGUCAAAGGACAGAAGCUCCAAAAGUCAAGACCGAAAGUCAGAGGGCAGGGAGAAGAGAGACAUAUUGUCAUUUGACAAGAUCAAGGAGCAGCGGGAGCGGGAGCGCCAGAGGCAGAGGGAGCGUGAAAUCCGGGAGACCGAGCGGCGACGGGAGCGGGAGCAGCGAGAGCGGGAGCAGCGUCUGGAUGCCUUCCAGGAGCGGCGGGAGAAGGCUCGUUUGCAGCGAGAACGGCUGCAGCUCCAAUGCCAGCGGCAGCGUCUAGAAAGGGAGCGGCUGGAGAGGGAGAGACUGGAGAGGGAGCGCAUGCGAGUGGAGCGUGAAAGGCGCAAGGAACAGCAGCGCAUUAUGCGUGAGCGUGAGGAGCUGCGACGGCAGCAAGAGCAGCUGCGGGCUGAGCAGGAACGGCGAGCAUUGCGCAGAGCCUACAACCUGGAUGCUAGGAGAGAUGAUGGCUACUGGCCAGAAGGGAAGCGUGCAGCCAUGGAAGACAGAUAUCGAGACUUUCCAAGGCCAGAUCACCGUUUCCAUGACUUCGAUCACCGGGAACGGGGUCAUUACCAGGAGCAUGUUAUAGACAGGAGGGAUGGGUCCAGACCCAGAAUGGAAGAGCGGGAUGGGCCGUACUACCCAGAUGACCAGCACAGCCAUGGAAGGCCUCUGGAGCACCAUGGUUGGGACGCCCGAGACGGCUGGCAUGGCUACAGCUCUGACAAGAAGUUGAAUGAAGGCCUAGGGCUACCCCCUCCCCCCAGGGUCAGCCGAGAAUGGGCAGAGCACAGCUCACAGUUGGAGGAGCAGCAGGUUCCUGUCUGGCACAACGCUGUGGACACAAACAUGACGGGCCAUGAACACAUACGGUGGCGAGGUGCUGAGCGGGGCCUUACAGGACCUGGGCAUGGGCAUGUGGCAGCAGGCCGGGGUGGCAUGGCUGGGCAAGGCAGCUUUGCACACGGUGAACAUUCCCAGGGCCAUAUUAUGCCUAGUGGUAGACUGGAAGGUGGUGGCGUGGCCAGCCAGGACCAGGGUGGCCGAAUUCCCAACUCCCACCCUCACCCCCACUUCACCCGCCGCUACUGAACCCUGCUCUGGACCAAAUUCUGCUGCUGCAAGUAGGCAGAAACUGCAGCCCCAGCCACCUCCUACUUGUGGCACUGCUAGCAGUCACGGGUUCUGCCAACCGUUGAUGUGAACUCAGUCUCCUGGUGUUUUUAAUAAACACAGUCCUAUUCUGCCGUUUGUAAGACAA
This is a messenger RNA of Rattus norvegicus (Norway rat), 3236 nucleotides long. RefSeq names its product scaffold attachment factor B2 (gene Safb2). The coding region runs from base 92 to 3067 and encodes 991 amino acids. The transcript has 21 exons. Gene Ontology annotation, molecular function: nucleic acid binding; RNA binding. The record is from RefSeq and is marked validated. NCBI's taxonomy places the organism in Eukaryota, Metazoa, Chordata, Mammalia, Rodentia, Muridae. Gene Ontology annotation, cellular component: nucleus.